CUCAAUAUUAAGGACAAAGCUUAAUGUUCCAACGUUUCCUUAACAGCUGUGUUGUUAAGCUGUGGCGCCACAUACAAAGCUUACAGAGGAGAAAAAACGUCUUUAAGCGUUUUAUAUCGUUAUUAACAGAAAUGGAGUGUAAUGAGACUAAUACUCCUAAUUUAGUGUUACAAUGUAUUAGAGAAUUAGAUUUAAGAAAACUACAGAAGACCCUAGAGAGUGAGCCGAUUGUGGAUUUAUUUAUUGGGAAGGAUGGUUCAACGGCACUACACUUAGCUUCCUCAUUAUCUGACGAGGCUGACUGCCUGACUGUGGCAGAGGUUCUCCUUGCUCAUGGCGCUAACCCCAAUAUUCCAAACAAGAAAGGAAAGACGAGUGUACAUAUUGCCGCAUCAAUGGGCUACAACCGCUUGUUGGAUCUCCUCCUGGUGAAUGGUGGUGACCCUCUGCUGGGUGACAAGAUAGGACAGUCAUCUGUGGACUAUGCUCAUCAUCACCACCAGCUGGAAGUUGUUAAGCAGCUCAACAAACUCCUGGACACUGAGAAUUAUGGUGGAGCACAAGAAGACUCUCAGAGGAUUAUUUUCUCUUUCUUGAGACGUGAGGUUGUUGAGCUGAUGGGGUUUUGUGCAAGUGUUGAUGAAGAGUCUGAUGACCUCUACUAUAGCUGUGAUUCUGACGUUCACAGCAAGGAAGGAAUUGAAUGUCUCCCUUCAUCACCAAACAAAGUAAAUCAAAGAGUGAAGAAUGACAGGAAUAACGUCUCCCAAGGUGAAUCAUUGUCUCGGGAAUUUGUCAACUUCAAACAGACUAAAGAGAGUAAAAUAACGGAGGCAGCCAGAGUCCCUCACUGCCAACAGUCAUGUGUGAAGGACAUACCAUCCUGGAUUAGAAAUAAUGAUUUUCUCAGACAAUUAAAACAAGAGGUUGAGAAGUGUCAGACAGACAGCGACAGUGAUCAUGACUUGAGGUCCUUACGCACUUAUAUGGGGAAAAGGUUGAAACAUGGUAAUGUAUCAUUUCAUGAACCUCUUGACUCUUUGGAGGAAGGGAUGGAGUCUCAAAGUGACUCCCUUGAUGAGUUUGAUAUUGCUCAGCUGACAAUUGAUAUAUCUUUCAGUACAGGCAGUGAAGAUGAAACUAAUUGUUUUAAUGGAACUUACAUUCCACGAAGUGCUAAAAACUUGUUUUCUUCUGAUAGAUACAUAUCAGAUUCACUGCAAGACAGUGAUGAAGAAACAUUAAUAUCUGGUAAUGAGUUUGACUGUACACCAACAUAUGUAAUGGUACAACCAACCCAUAAUACAUUUAAACACCCAGAAAAGAACAGUCACACAAUAUCUAGUCAGUCUUCCUCCAGUACACGAGAAGUGGAACACAAGUUUGAUGGGGGAGAAUUUGCUGAUGUCACAGCACCUGAGAACAGUAUUAAACCAGAUGCUUCUACGACACUGAACCUCUUAAAAGCACCCAGAAAAAGGCGACCUUACAUUUCAAAGAACAAAGAAAGGGUUUUCAAGUGCAAAAACAAAUUUCCUAGAUAUCAUGAGAUGUUACAUGCAGCACCAGUAUCAUCUAUGGAUAAAAACGACAAAGUGUUCAAACCAGCUGAUGGAAGAUUGACUGUGGGACACCAAGUUUUUCCUGCCCAGGUCACACCUCAGUCAUCACUCAAGUCCUCUGCCACUAAGACUACAUGCUCUAGUCACAGUUCAUGCCAGUCAUUAAUCAGUAUUGUUGAAGAAUUUUUAUAUGAGGACUCUGAGGCAGGAGUUAAACUUAUUGAGAGACGCUGCCCUACAACAGCAACAGUGUCCAGCAUCAUCAGUGGAGGGAGCAAAGCCUCAACACUCACCACACACACCGUUCCUCAAGCUCCGGACUCAAAGUAUCCGUUCAAUGAUGAAAGCCAAGACUCUGUAGGCCCACUGACAGAAAGUGUGAAGGCCAUGGAUGCUGAGGAUCUGUGUGCACGCUUCAGGAACCUUGGUUAUGUGCCAGGUCCUAUCACCCCUUUUACCCAGAGGAUCUACCAAAGGCAUCUUCUCAGGCUCAGAAAGAAUCCUCAUCUUCUACAACAAAGUGAUCACACAUUAACCCCCAAGUAUCCUCGUGAGCUUCGAGCAGCGUUAAAAAAUCCCCCGUCAGGAAACUGUGAAUCUUGGGCAUCAUUGGAGAGGGUUAUGAGUGCCCCAUUCUGCCAACCUGACCCAACACGACACUGGAGAAAUGGUACCAACAAAACCUGUUUCAACUAUCUGCUGUUAGACCCAAGGAUUACCCAAGAUCUGCCACUCAGAGGAUCUGUGAUGGAUGAAGUAGAAAGGCUACGUUGUUUUAUUGCAGCAAUUUUUUACAUAGGGAAAGGUUCUAGAGGUCGGCCGUACUCUCAUCUCUAUGAGGCCAUGAAGAAGCAGGAUGAUGGUAAGCAGCAAAGUGAAAAGAUUGACAGGAUUCGUGACAUCUGGGCAGAGGGUGUGGGUGUGGUGUCACUGCAUGUCUUCCAGAACACCAUUGCUGUGGAGGCAUGGACAAGAGAGGCUGCUAUGAUCUCUGCUAUAGGACUUGAAAAUCUAUGCAAUACCAUCCAGGGGACAUUUUAUGGGUUACCAAGCACAUGGCGCUUAGCUGAAAGGCGCCAACUUGGGACUCACCUCCUCCGCCGAACACUCAAUAUCUUCAUGCAAGAGGGAGAACGACAGUUGAGGCCUACUGAUUUGCCCCUUCCAACAUGGAUGAAAUGAUGUUAGCAUUAACAGAUGUUCCUCCACAUGUAUGGAGUUGUGGCCUUUAUGUCUGCUAGCAGUAGAAAGAAUGGUUUAAAAAUAAUUUUAAUUCAAGAGGACUCUUUCCUCUAUAAUUUUAGAAGGUUAAUUUUAUCUAUUACUGUACAGGUAGUACCAAGUAUGUAAAGAUAGAUAUGAGAACCUCCAAAGCUCCAUGACAAAUAUGAUCUUAGUUUGAUGAAUAAUUUUAUAUUUUUUAGAUGAUUACUAUGACCAAAACAUGAAUUGGUGUAGCUGUAGCAUAUUAACCAGGCUUAAUGGUUUGGGUAUACAGCACAGUAUCAUAAUACAGUACAGUAUACACAUAUAAGACCUGUAUAAUAGAUUAGGUCAUGUCAGUGAGCUCUUUGACUUUACUAUUGCUGAAGUACUACUGUACAGGGAUUGAGAACAAAAUAUGUAUGAAGGUGUUAGAGUUUUAUUAUAUCUCUUCUCUAUUUUAUGUUACACAACUUAGUCUUGUAUUUAGAUGUUUUUCUACAAGAGAAAGUAUUAUAUUUGAAAGAUAUAUAUAUAUAUAUAUAUAUAUAAUAAUAUAUUUGAGAUGUACUAUACCUGAAAAUUUUUAAGCUAUAUAAAAUGAAUUUUUAUACAGUAGACCCUCGCCAAUGAUGGAUUUCCCAUCUGUGGAUACCAGACAUCUAUGGUUUUUACUUUGUAUACCAUUUCACCAACCUCGACAUUGAAUUCCGAGUAUCCGUGGAUUAAUGUGGCAUCUUUAUCCCUCCGCGGUCUAAAAUGUGAGGAAUGAAUAAAAAUAAAAAAAAUACUGCAUUGCCAUUUGGCAAUUGUUUCACCAAAGAGACAGGAGCACACCCCCCCCCCCACAAACAUGGGUUACCGGGUAACUCUUGCGCCUGUAAGAAAUGUUUACAGUAUUCUCUUUAUGUUUUUGAUCUUAUGUAAGAAUUUUUUCUCAUUCUCUAUGAAUGAUUAUGUGUGCAUGUAAUAGAAAAAAAUAACAUCCAGUAAAACCUUGAUUAACCACCCACAUAUGGGGGGAAGGGACCGACGGAUAAUC
Messenger RNA from Homarus americanus (American lobster), 3807 nucleotides. RefSeq names its product ankyrin repeat and LEM domain-containing protein 1-like. Bases 24 to 2744 code for a protein of 906 amino acids. Gene Ontology annotation, molecular function: protein binding; endonuclease activity. The transcript is spliced from 11 exons. The record is from RefSeq and is a predicted model, not a curated record. NCBI's taxonomy places the organism in Eukaryota, Metazoa, Arthropoda, Malacostraca, Decapoda, Nephropidae.